AUGGCAGACGAAUCAAGAACUGUCAUAGCACCAGAUCAACCGGUCACAAUGGGGCAAUUGUUGCAACUGUUCAAACAGUUAAACUCCAAUCAACCGCCCACUGAAAUUGUGACCAACACCCAUACCCUCUCUAUCUCAGAGAAAUUAACAAAUCAAAAUUACACAAAAUGGUCCAGGUUGAUGCACUUAGCCAUCAGUGGACGGGAUCGUCUCAAUCACAUCAUCGACGACCCGCCUUCCACAAACGACCCAGUGUACAGCCAGUGGAUCAAACGUGACUCGAUUGUUAUCUCAUGGAUCCUAGAGAAUAUUGAUUCUGACUUAGUGUAUCAAUAUCUUGAUUUCUCAACAGCCAAAGCUUUGUGGCAAGGGAUUGAAACUCUCUACAGUAGUGGGAGAGAUGGCCUACAAAUUUUCGAUUUAACAGUCAAGGCAAAUAAAAUCCAGCAAGGAACAGACACAAUCGAGACAUAUUACAGCAAGCUUCUCAUGGUAUGGAAGGAAAUCGACAGAAGACAGCCAAACCCAAUGAAAGACCCAGGUGAUAUCGUUAUUUAUAAUCAACUAAUUCAAAAAAACAUAUUAUACCAAUUUUUAGCCGGAAUCCAUCAAACUUUUGAUAAAGAUAGGCGAGAUCUAUUACUGUUGGAUCCACUCCCCACAGUGGAAGAAGCAUAUGCAAGUAUCAUAAGGGAGGUAUUAAGGCGGGGAAUCAUGAAAACGGAGCCCUUAUCAGAUUUAGAAACAUCGGGCUCCGGUGGAGUCUUUACGGCCAAAGGGAAGACUUACCGGCGGAAAGAUGACAAGUCUCACCUCAAAUGCACCUACUGUGGAGGUACAAGGCACAUGCGAAAUGAGUGCUUCAAACUCGUUGGCUACCCUGAAUGGUGGCCGGAUCCGAAGAAAAAAGGGGAAAAAAGACAAACCCACUUCUCCGAUCAGCACCGCACCGGAAAAGUAGUAAUGGGAUGGAGUAUAGUGAGGCAUGCAUCCAUGAAUGAAGAUGAAUCCAUGAAUAAAGAUGAAGGGAAGAAACCAGCAGAGGAAGGUACUAGAAGCAACAAAGAAGAGAACGUCGCAGUAGGGUUUAAAUCAGAGGGUGAAGAAAAGAGGCUCAAAGAGCCUUUAAAUAGGAGAAGGAGGUCACGUACCUCACGUGCCUCUGAUCCCUUGCCCCCACCUUUAAACUUUUCGUCCUGUCUCAAUACUUCGCCUUAUUUUAAAGAGGGUUGGAUUUUUGACUGCGGUGCUACCGAUACAAUGUCAUUUGACCCUAAUGAUUUUUUGACUCAUGACCAACCUAGGAAAGACGUCAUUAAAACCGCGAAUGGGGAAGGGAUUAAAGUGAGCGGAGCCGGAACUAUUUCUUUCACAAAAAACCUCACUUUUAAAAAAUUGUCUUUUUGUACCUGA
Messenger RNA from Amaranthus tricolor (Joseph's coat), 1413 nucleotides. RefSeq lists its product as uncharacterized. The record is from RefSeq and is a predicted model, not a curated record. Bases 1 to 1413 code for a protein of 470 amino acids. The transcript has a single exon. NCBI's taxonomy places the organism in Eukaryota, Viridiplantae, Streptophyta, Magnoliopsida, Caryophyllales, Amaranthaceae.